Messenger RNA from Arctia plantaginis, 309 nucleotides. The record is from the annotation of a GenBank genome assembly. NCBI's taxonomy places the organism in Eukaryota, Metazoa, Arthropoda, Insecta, Lepidoptera, Erebidae.
AUGAGCGGAAGCGCCGUCGUGGCCGGAGUAGGGAAACAAGAACAAGCGCUACACAUAAGCGGAAGCAGCGAAUGCAGCGAUCGAGCGAUCGUGAUGUUUCGUUGGAACCUCUUCGUAGGGGGAGUCACAUUCCCCGUGAGCAGCCUACGAGACGACGUGACAAGUAUCGCAGUCGAAGUAGCAGCUAUGAGCAGCCGCGGCAACAUCGUUCCAGCCGAGGCGUGGAUGAGAGAUGUAGCAGGCGAGACCGUAGCAGAAGCUCAGAAUACAGGUCAGAGCGACAAACACCUCCACUUCCUGGUCGCGUGA